GAUCAAUAAAAUCGAUAAGUGUUCUUUUAUUGAUCAGAGAUGCCUCGAAUUGUUUGACUGGUUGAUUAAAACAAUAGGUCAAAGACUUUUUUGUUUGAUUUAAUCAAUUUUAGAUGCUUGAUUGAUCGAUCAAAACAAAAAAUCUUUUUAAUUUGAAACACUUUCAAUAUACUUGGAAUGUUCACAAUAAAUUAUUCGUGACAGAUACUUGACUGUCUUCUUGCAUGAUAACAUGGAACCAAAAUUUCUAAGUCUAUCUAUACUCUUAAUUAUAAUAUUAGCAUUGUUGAUCUCUCAAACUCAACAAAAGAAGAAAUCAUGGCGCGAGAAGGAUAUAAGAGACAUGACGGAGGCUGAUCUGGAACAUUUGCUGGAGCAGUGGGAAGAAAAUGAUGAACCUCUGGAACCAGAUGAAUUGCCAGAACACUUGCGACCCAGUCCAAAGAUUGAUUUAUCCCAGAUAGAUACUUCAAAUCCAGAUAACUUGCUGAGAAUUACAAAGAAAGGGAAAGGUGUUAUGAUGUUUGUGGAUCUUAAGCCAGGUAUUUCAGAAGAACAAGCCAAGAUUGUGAUGCGUAUUUGGCAGACGAGUCUGCAAAACAAUCAUAUUAUUGCAGAGAGAUAUCCAAUCGAUGUAAAACGUUCGAUAUACAUGUUUCGCGAAGGAUCUCAGGCUGUUGAUGCUAAACAUUACUUGCUGCAGCAGCCCGAAUUAUCUCAUCUCACCCUUGAAGGACAGACAUUUUAUAGUGAUGCAAAGCAACAGGAAGUAGCCGAUGAGUCGAUAAGAAAGCAAAGUGCAAAGAUAAAACGGAGCAAAGCUGAGUUGUAAUCUUAAUGCAUUCCUAUAUUUCUCAAACAUUUUAUAAUUUCAAGUCCUAACUAUUUCUUCCUUUGGUACAAAUUUUUUUUCAAAUAUAUUUUUUUGAUACUUUUAAAUAAACAAAUUGUUUCUGUAAAGUAUUAAAUAUGCAAUGUGCAUUCAUUGAUGUAUAUGAUUAAUAAAACAGCACGUACAUCGCAUA
Cataglyphis hispanica is the source of this 1025-nucleotide messenger RNA. It is a transcript of the gene boca, whose product is annotated as LDLR chaperone boca. The transcript has 6 exons. The record is from RefSeq and is a predicted model, not a curated record. Gene Ontology annotation, biological process: protein folding. Bases 233 to 832 code for a protein of 199 amino acids. NCBI's taxonomy places the organism in Eukaryota, Metazoa, Arthropoda, Insecta, Hymenoptera, Formicidae.